UUUUUUAUUCAAACCUUUCAAUUUGUUCCGGUGAACGGUAAAGGAUCCCGCAAAUUGUAAUAAUUUGUAAAAAGUUUGCUGGAAGUAACUGGCAAAUAAAAAAGCGGGGAUUGUGUGAGGGGAGGGGGGGGAGGGGAAUCAUUACUUUGCCGCCAGUCCCCAUUCUUCCCAAAACUAAAUGAGAGAGAGGGAGGAAGGAGGUAAAGUAGAAUGUGGAGGGAAAAUAUUGGAGGAAUUAAAAGGAAAUUAUGUAUUACCUACUUUAAUUAGCGGAUUGAAACAUAAUUCUGAUUUGGUUUUGAAAGAAACUUUUGCACCUAUUUGCUAUAUUUUAAAAGUAGAUAGCUUUGAAGAAGCAAUUUCAGUUAAUAAUGAAACUAGACAAGGGCUUUCUUCUUCAUUAUUUACACAAAAUGUUGAACGUUUAUUUAAAUGGAUUGGACCAUUUGGAAGUGAUUGUGGAAUUGUAAAUGUAAAUAUUGGUACGAGUGGAGCGGAAAUUGGGGGUGCUUUUGGGGGAGAAAAGGAAACUGGGGGAGGAAGAGAAAGUGGUUCUGAUGCUUGGAAAAAUUAUAUGCGUAGAUCUACUUGCACAAUUAAUUUUGGAAAGGAUUUACCUUUGGCUCAGGGUGUGAAAUUUGAAUAA
Meloidogyne enterolobii is the source of this 646-nucleotide messenger RNA. NCBI's taxonomy places the organism in Eukaryota, Metazoa, Nematoda, Chromadorea, Rhabditida, Meloidogynidae. The record is from the annotation of a GenBank genome assembly.